Molecule: messenger RNA, 2748 nt
Organism: Anneissia japonica
Lineage: Eukaryota; Metazoa; Echinodermata; Crinoidea; Comatulida; Comatulidae
Product: inositol polyphosphate-4-phosphatase type I A-like
Exons: 20
Coding region: 1-2748 (915 amino acids)
Cellular component (GO): cytoplasm
Molecular function (GO): phosphatidylinositol-3,4-bisphosphate 4-phosphatase activity
Source: RefSeq, a predicted model, not a curated record
AUGGCUAGAACCCCAGAGUUUCGAGGUGUAGUCCUACUGGAGGUCUUUGUAGGGGAGGAACACAACCAGUAUUUUGCAGCCCAUUCGGCUGAUCAACGAGAUGAGUGGGUGGCUCUGUUACAGCAAGCCAGCUAUGAGAGUUUACGAGGCCAGUUGAAAAGCCUACGUGGUCAGCUAAUUGCAAGGACAGGGCGUGAUCCAAUUAAUGAACAGCGACAUGGUAUCCUGGAUUUGGGUGAUCCCAUGGAUAUACAGCAGGUUGAGCCCAUGCUAGAGAUGUCAUUAGCUUGCUCAAAUCUUCCCAAGACCAUGUCUGGAAAAUCACCUAGUACAUUUAUUACAAUUAGUGUUGUUACUCCUCCUGAAACUGAAUGGACCAAGUGUGGACAAACUGAGAUUAUUGAAAACAAUACUGAUCCAUUUUACCUUAUGACUGUAGUAUUUGAGGCUAGUAGUCGAGUGUCUGUAAUAACAAGGUUACGUGCUACAUUAUAUGAAGUUCGUGAUCGACCAAAUGGGGCUGUGAUGCCAAUGGGUAGUGCUCUCUGCUCCUUUAGAGACAUUGUUACAUCACCUGAGAACCGACUAGAGUUAAGUAUUAUGUCAGCUGAUGGCAGGUGUAUAGGAGGCAGUAUAACACUAUUCCUUUGGGAGCUGGAUCUCCCAACUCCACAAAAGACUACUAUUGCAAAAGAAAAGAGCGUGACAAAUGACUUGCCAUGUAAAAGGAGUAGUACCCGCAAAAAGCGGUCACUAUCACUAGCUCAGGAUAACUUGUCUAAGGCUUUGUACUGUUGCCCCAUCAGUAAAACCUAUCGCUAUCCAGAUACAGAAGGCAUGAUUGUUGUUGUACAAGAAGUUAUGGCAGAGAGCAAACUCAGCUUCUACUUACCCCAGCAGCUCAUGAAAUUAUAUUUACAAGAAGAGAAAAAUUGGUUUGAAGAGUUGGACAGUCUAACUAAUCUAAAUGAAGAAUCAGAAGCAGCAAGAAAAGAAGUUAUUGCUGAACAUGUCAAACUCAAUGCAAUAUAUAGAGAUACGUUAGAAUUCUUUAAUAAUUAUAAAGGUAUUCAAUUUAAGCGGAGUAUGGACAAAACAGACAAACAAUUAGAAUUUGUUCCUACCAACCUUCACUUACAAAGGUUGAAUGCUGAAGAGAAUACCUGUAUGACAGAUAUUAAAGAUGUGUCUUAUGAUAUUAUAACAUUUGGUGCACCUGCAGCUCAUUCACAUAAAUUUCGACAUGGAGGACUUCGCAGGAUGCUGCAGCAAACCCCAGAGGACCCACAAUUUGCAAUACGGCCGCGAAGUCAUUUACCUAAUGCCAAGGAUGCUAGCUUACAGCUAGCCUCACUCAAGGAAGCGAUAGAUCAACAACUAGAUAAAGUGCUACAAGCUGCAGAGGAGCUUUCAGUUGAUGCUGUUAAAUGCUCACUGGUGGUGCUCAAUCAAAAGCUCUGUAAAUUAUUAGGACACCAAAGGUUUUGCUGUUGUGGCAGCACAUUUCUUCAAGAGUUCAUCAUAACAUGUGACACCGCAUAUUUUGAGUCUACUUUUGCUGCAUACAAAAGUGCUGUAGAACCUAAACAAGAUGCUCAAACUGCCAGUGAAGCAAGCACUUUAUCUAUUGAGUCAACACAAUCCAAGACAAUUACUCCAGAAGACAAAUGGACUUUUGAUGGUGUUGGCUUUGUUAGAAUUGAUUCCGAGGAGAGGGCGAGACCUGGCACAUGGCAAGGAAUGAAACACCAGAUUGAGGAUUGUUUGGAGGUGUUGCAACAGAGUGUUGAAAUGCUGCCCACAAAUGCUAAUACUGCGGAGAGGUGUCUUGCUACAGCCAGUUCAGUACGGUCAUUACGAGAAGCUGUUACUCACCUGCAAACGCAGGCAAAAAUAAGCAUUUCCUACUGUAGGAUGAAAGAGGAACACAGUAAUUUAUUAUCCAUCAUGGCGUUGAAGUAUCGAAGAGAUAUCGUCUUCUCUCAAGCAUUAACUACAGCUACAUGUGGGGUCAUAGCUAAACUGCAGCAGUGUAUUAGUCAAAAAGGCUUUGUGCAUCAGUUACGGACUAUUGGCAUGAUUGUACACUUUGAAAGUUUACUCAGUACAUAUGGAGAGGAGAUGGGAAUGCUGGAAGAUAUGACAGUUGGCAUCAGUGACUUAAAUAAAGUUACCUAUCGAGUUCGAGAAAUGUCCAAUCCAGAUGCUGAUCCAACACCUAUCGUUACAGGGGAUAGGAGUAAAGUGAUGAUUGAGAUUCCCCUUUCACCUAUAAUGUGUUCUAAACUGCCAGAUGAAGGUGUCAAGGACUUCCAGUUUAAGCUAGUUCCAAUAUUGUUUAGUGUUGGUCUAAAUGAAGAACAGACCCUUGCUGAACUGAUUGGUGACACGUCACUACAAGAGACUACUAACCGUGAUAACAUGCAGAAACUUCAGAAAUUUUACGAUCAAUUCGUGCAAGAGAUUCCUGCAGACGAGAGGCCAAAGUCACAGUCCCCCGUCACACUGGAUAUUUUGGUUAGCAGCCUUGCCCAUCAUGUGCAAUUAAAAUCUCAUAAGAAUAUGGAAAUCUUGCAAAUUAGUAGUGAGUUAACAAGAAGAAUGAAUGGUGUGCGAUUUACAAGCUGUAAGAGUGCCAAGGAUCGUACCGCCAUGUCGGUAACAUUGGAACAGUGCCUCCUGUUGCAAAAGGAACAUAAAAUGGAUCCAAAAAUCUUCACACACCUUCUCGACACAAUGCGAAGGUAA